CGUGUUUGGUCUGUCGAAGGAGAGGCGAGGAGAUUACUUCCACAACAGUAGCUGCUCGAGCAUCGUCCAGCACACUCCGCGGUUGGGCUGGGGGAGAAGCAUCGGCGGGAGCGCAUUUGUUUCCGGUCAACCAAGCAGAACCCAAGAGCUAUCAUACCAGACAUCAACCAACACCCCCCCGCAACGGACAAAACGUUCCAGCAGACGCUGGGAGAAGGGAACAACCAAGGUUACUUGGCCCGGCCUGAGAGCGCGCGUUGCGGCUGAGCUGAGCAUUUUUUUGUUCUUCCCUCCGAGACCAUGACUACGCGACAAGCGGAGCCGUACGACCACCUCUUCAAGCUGUUGCUGGUGGGAGAUGCUGCUGUUGGAAAGAGCAGCAUCAUGUUGCGAUUCACAGACGACACUUUCGACGAUCAUCUGCAGAGCACCAUCGGGGUCGACUUCAAGGUGAAAAUGGUCGAUGCGGGGGGCAAGAGGAUAAAGAUGACGAUCUGGGACACCGCUGGGCAGGAGCGGUUCCGCACGUUGACGAGCUCGUACUACCGAGGGGCACAAGGGAUCAUGCUCGUGUAUGAUGUAACGCGACCGGAGACUUUCGACAACUUAUCCAAGUGGCUAGAAGAGGUGGAGACUUACCAUCCUGGCAGGGGAAGGGAGGUAGUGAAGCUGCUAGUGGGUAACAAGGUGGACAAGGAGAGGGUAGUGACGCGGGCUCAGGCAGAGGAGUACGCGCGCAGCAAGGGUAUGCUGUUUUUGGAGGCCAGCGCGAAAACGAAGGUCGGGGUGAAGCAGGUCUUCGAGGAGGUGGUCCAAAAGAUCCUGGACAACCCCAGCCUGCUCGCGAACACCGCUCCCGGGAGACCGAGAGACACCGUCGACCCUUCCAGGCCGAAUCCCAACCAGGCGGGGGGAGGGCUCUGCUGCGGCUGA
This is a messenger RNA of Ectocarpus siliculosus, 933 nucleotides long. The record is from the annotation of a GenBank genome assembly. NCBI's taxonomy places the organism in Eukaryota, Phaeophyceae, Ectocarpales, Ectocarpaceae.